CUGCGGCGGGCGCGGCGGCGAGCCAGGAGGACGGCCCGCCCGCGCGCUGCUGCGCUGCUCAGCGCCCGGCCUGCUGCGGCCAUCGCCCGCGGGACCCGCCGCUCGCCCAGCCAGAAGAGUUAACGAGUCUGCACAGUUUUAAGAACAAAGCCUUUAAGAAACCCCAGGUCUGCGGGGUUUGCAAGCAGAUUAUCGACAGCCAAGGGAUCGCAUGCCGAGCCUGCGAGUGCUGCUGCCACAAGCCAUGUGAAGCCAAGGUGGUGACUCACCGCUGCGCACAGGUGUACCUGGGACAGGCUCCGGGGGCUUCUGCACCAUCCGCUGCUCUCUGCCGUGCCAGACCGCCCAGGCCCACGGGGCUGAGCUGCACCAUGGAGGACGGACGCGAGCUGGACCUCACCUACGUCACCGAGCGCAUCAUCGCCGUGUCUUUCCCUGCCGGCUGCUCCGAGGAGUCCUACCUGCGUGGCCUGCAGGAGGUGACGCGGAUGCUGAGGUCCAAGCACGGGGACAACUACCUGGUGUUAAACCUUUCCGAAAAGAGAUAUGACCUUACAAAGCUCAACCCAAAGAUCCUGGACGUGGGCUGGCCGGAGCUGCACGCGCCGCCCCUGGACCAGGUGUGCACCAUCUGCAAGGCGCAGGAGACCUGGCUGAACAGUGACCCCCAGCACGUGGUCGUCAUCCACUGUAGGGGUGGGAAGGGACGCAUCGGCGUGGUCAUAUCCUCCUACAUGCACUUCACCAACGUGUCGGCCAGCGCUGACCAAGCCCUCGACAGGUUUGCGAUGAAGAAGUUCUAUGAUGAUAAAGUUUCAGCCCUAAUGCAGCCUUCCCAGAAGCGGUACGUGCAGUUUCUCAGCGGGCUCCUGUCGGGGACGGUGAAAAUGAAUGCCUCGCCUCUCUUCCUGCAUUUUGUCAUCCUUCACGGCACUCCCAACUUCGACGCGGGCGGAGCGUGCCGGCCCUUCCUGAAGCUAUACCAGGCCAUGCAGCCCGUGUACACAUCCGGGAUCUACAACGUGGGCCCGGAAACCCAAAGCAGCAUCUACAUCGCCAUCGAGCCCGCCCAGCUGCUGAAAGGCGACAUCAUGGUCAAGUGCUACCACAAGAAGUACCGCUCGGCUACCCGCGACGUGAUUUUCCGCCUGCAGUUUCACACGGGGGCCGUUCAGAGCUUCGGACUCGUGUUCGGGAAGGAGGAUCUGGACAACGCGAGCCAAGAUGACCGUUUUCCCGAUAAUGGCAAGAUUGAGUUGCUUUUCUCCGCCACUCCCGAGAAGCUUAAAGGGUGUGAACACUUGCGCAAUGACCACGGAGUGAUUGUGGACUUCAACACCGCAGACCCUCUGAUCCGCUGGGACUCCUACGAGAGCCUGAGCGUGGGGGGAGAAGUGCUACACACACAGGGCCCCGUUGAUGGCAGUCUUUAUGCCAAGGUGAGGAAAAAGAGCGCCUCAGAUCCUGGUGUCCCAGGUGGGUCUCCAGGCGUCCCCACCGCCAGCAGCCCGGACCACGGCGACCACACCCUGUCCGUCAGCAGCGACUCCGGCCACUCCACCGCCUCCGUCAGGACCGACAGGACCGAGGAGCCCCUUGCCGUGGGGUCCAGGAGGGGGCUGAGCCCCCAAGAGAAGGCUGAGCUGGACCAGCUGCUCAGUGGCUUUGGCCUGGAGGAUUCCGGAAGCCCCAUCAAGGAUACGACGGAUGCCCCCAUCAAGUACGGCGGGACACGCCACAUUGUGCCAGCUCAGGUGCACGUGAACGGAGACGUCACACUCAAGGACCGGGAGACGGACAUCCUGGACGACGAGAUGCCUGGCCAUGACCUGCACAGCGUGGACAGCAUCGGGACCCUGUCCUCCUCGGAGGGCCACCCAUCAGCCCACCUGGGCCCCUUUGCCUGCCACCAAAGCAGCCAGAACUCCCUCCUGUCGGACGGGUUUGGCAGCAAUGCUGGCGAGGACGCCCAUGGCAGCCUUGCCCCUGACCUGAGCCUCGGCGUGGAACCCCUGUACGAGCGGGAGCGGGCGUUCAGGACCCGAGAGUGCAAGCAGCCACCACCAGUGCUCCAGAGGCCCUCGGUGUCCGCCCAGACGCAGGCCUACGGACAGAGCGGCUACUCCACGCAGACCUGGGUGCGCCAGCAGCAGAUGGUGGCCGCCCACCAGUACAGCUUCGCACCCGACGCUGAGGCCAGGCUCGUGGGCCGCAGCCCGGAGGACGGCUCUGGCCUGGUGCAAUCCCAGCCCAGGGUUCCAGUCACCCCCACUCGGGGGGCAGGCAGCAGAAUGGCCCUCCAGAGGAGCCUGGGUCCCGGGCCCCAGGUCCCCGAUGCACAGCGGCCCCCUCCAGGCAGAGCAUUCAAGCCGAGAUUUCCAGACGUCAGAGUCGUGAAUGGGACUGGACCGGAGCCGAGCGCGGACUCCUCCCCGGGCUCACCCACCCUGGACAUCGACCAGUCCAUCGAGCAGCUCAACAGGCUCAUCUUGGAGCUGGACCCUACUUUCGAGCCCAUCCCCACCCACAUGAACACGCUGGGCAGCCAGGCCAACGGCCCCCUGCUCCCUGACAGCGGGGGAGGUGGGCUGCGGGUAAGCGGCCUGCAGGACAUAGGAGAGGGCCCGGGCAGGGCCUCUGUGCGGCAAGGCUCCUCGGGGGACGAGCCGCUGGGCGAAAGAUUCCGGAAGCUGAGCCUCGGGCAGUAUGACAACGAUGCUGGGGGGCAGCCAGCCUUCUCCAGAUGUGGAUGGGGGAAGACCCCCGGUGUAGACCAGGCCACAGGUCUGGCGCCUUUCCUCUCUCCAGCAGAUGCCAAGGAGACGGUGGCCGCCGCAUACCCCCCAGACCCCAGCGGGAUCAGCGGCAGGACCUUCACACCAACCAAGGGUGGCGCUGACUCCGCCUCUCCCACGCCGGCGUUUCCCGUGUCUCCAGAAACACCGUAUGUGACAACACCCCCACAUUACGCGCCCUUCACCCCGCCCGGGCCGCAGGUGGGCAGCACCGGUGGUCUGUACAGAGGCGCUCCCGAUACUCGAGGCUGCGCUGAGAUCCUGCAUCGUGCAGCGGGGAUGUCCGAGAGCCCCGGGGGGCCCAGACCUGCGGCACUCCGGGCAGACGUGCCAGCGGGACCUGCCUUUCAGCGGGCGUUCGCGUCCUCCUGCACUGUCUCCAGCGGCAGCCCCAGCCAGCGGCGGGACAGCCCUUCGUCGGCCGAGCUCCCGUGGGUGGAGAGCAGCCCCAAGGCCACCCCGGCUCCGCUGGGGAGCAGCCGGCCGGUAGGAAGCCUCCUCGGCGCCGAAGAGUUCCCCAGCCCUGGUCCCGACGGCCCCGGACGGCCCCACCGCCUGCCUGCGGAGCUCCAGGCCUCUUUGCACAACCAUGAGCUGUCCCUGGCGGAGCCCCCCGAAGCUGUGGUCCCCCCAGGUGGCCAGGCCUUCCUGAGCUUUAGCACGGCCCCCGUGGGAAGCGGCCUUCCCCCGGCAGAGGACCCAGGGGCCAUGCUGGCUCAUUCCCACGGAGCCCCCCAGGCCCCUGGCACCCCGCGGACAGCAGCGGCCGACAACGGCUUCCUUUCCCACGGCUUUCUCACGGUGACGCCUGGCCACAGCAGCCACCACAGCCCAGUCCUGCCGGGCCAGGGCCUGACCCUGCCCGGGCAGCCCCCCCUUCCCGAGAAGAAGCGCGCCUCAGAGGGGGACCGGUCUCUGGGUUCGGCCUCCCCGUCCUCCAGUGGCUUCUCCAGCCCGCACAGUGGAAGCACCAUGAGCAUCCCAUUCCCAAAUGUCCUCCCGGACUUCCCCAAGCCUCUGGAGGCCGCAGCGCCCUCCCCAGAUAACCCGGGUGAUAAGCACGUGUCCGUGAACUUUGUCCAAGACACAUCCAAAUUCUGGUACAAGGCCGAUAUCUCCAGAGAGCAAGCCAUCGCCAUGCUGAAGGACAAGGAGCCGGGCUCAUUCAUCGUCAGGGACAGUCACUCCUUCCGAGGAGCCUACGGCCUGGCCAUGAAAGUGGCUACGCCCCCCCCUUCCGUCCUGCAGCUCAACAAGAAAGCGGGGGAUCUGGCCAAUGAACUCGUUCGGCACUUUCUGAUCGAGUGUACCCCGAAGGGAGUGCGGUUGAAAGGGUGCCCCAACGAACCCUAUUUCGGGAGCCUGACGGCUUUGGUGUGUCAGCAUUCCAUCACGCCCUUGGCUUUGCCCUGCAAGCUGCUCAUUCCAGACCGAGAUCCGUUGGAGGAGAUCGCCGACAGCUCUCCCCAGACGGCGGCCAACUCGGCCGCAGAGCUGCUGAAGCAAGGAGCAGCCUGCAACGUGUGGUACCUGAACUCCGUGGAGAUGGAGUCGCUCACCGGCCACCAGGCCAUCCAGAAGGCCCUGAGCCUCACCCUCAUGCAGGAGCCGCCUCCCCUGGGCACAGUCGUGCACUUCAAGGUGUCGGCCCAGGGCAUCACCCUGACGGACAACCAGAGGAAGCUCUUCUUCCGGAGGCACUACCCCGUGAGCAGCGUGAUUUUCUGCGCGUUGGACCCGCAGGACAGGAAGUGGAUCACGGAUGGCCCCUGCUCCAGAGUCUUCGGGUUUGUGGCCCGGAGGCAGGGCAGUGCCACAGACAACGUGUGCCACUUAUUCGCAGAGCAUGACCCCGAGCAGCCUGCCAGUGCCAUCGUCAACUUUGUGUCAAAGGUCAUGAUCGGCUCCCCUAAGAAGAUCUGACCCCCCCCAGCCCGAGACCGAGGGGGGCCGGAGCGUCCGCUGCCGGCAUCUGGCCAGCCUGACGUUCCAGCCCCAGGAGGGCCGGGGGCUUCUCCUCUGGCUUCACAGACACGAGGACACACGGCGUCCCGUCUGCUGUCCUUCCCCGAAACACUGCUAGCCAGCACAUCUCCGUAGCCAAGCGCUUCCCGGGUGGAGGAAAGUGGGAUCCACGCGGCAGGGCCGAGCCAGGACGCGGGUCCCCGUGCCCCUUGCACGCCGGCAUCGGUGGGAAGGAGCGCAUCCGGCCCCUGGACGGCAGCCCUGGGUGACCGGGGGUGCCACCAGCCAUGCGCAGGGCCCCCGUCCAUCCAGCACCCGAGGGAGGCCUCUCUCCCACCACAGAGACACUAGCUCACCGAGAAGGGGAUGUAUGUUUGUUGAAGGUCCGUGCAGGUCAGGCCCUCCCAGAAGUCAGGGGACAGGAGCCGGGGGGGACGUGCUGGCUGUGAGGACCAGGAAGGCCACCCGGUCCCUGGGGAGGGCACCGAGCUGCCCCAGUGCCCCGG
Messenger RNA from Lontra canadensis (Northern American river otter), 5266 nucleotides. RefSeq names its product tensin 3 (gene TNS3). The coding region runs from base 372 to 4718 and encodes 1448 amino acids. NCBI's taxonomy places the organism in Eukaryota, Metazoa, Chordata, Mammalia, Carnivora, Mustelidae. Gene Ontology annotation, biological process: dephosphorylation. Gene Ontology annotation, molecular function: phosphatase activity; protein binding. The transcript has 31 exons. The record is from RefSeq and is a predicted model, not a curated record.